This is a messenger RNA of Nanorana parkeri, 1929 nucleotides long. It is a transcript of the gene CNST, whose product is annotated as consortin, connexin sorting protein. Lineage: Eukaryota; Metazoa; Chordata; Amphibia; Anura; Dicroglossidae. Gene Ontology annotation, biological process: positive regulation of Golgi to plasma membrane protein transport. The transcript is spliced from 4 exons. The coding region runs from base 39 to 1235 and encodes 398 amino acids. The record is from RefSeq and is a predicted model, not a curated record. Gene Ontology annotation, cellular component: trans-Golgi network; transport vesicle; plasma membrane. Gene Ontology annotation, molecular function: connexin binding.
CGGACAAAUCAUUGCGGAUUCAGAGUCUCCCACAGUUAAUGACGACAGCUGGGAUAUCUGAUGUAGAUGGCCCAUCUACUGAUUGCCCAGGCAGUGAAAGUGAACCUGGCAGCAAGACAGCAACAGACAGGAAGCCUGGCGUGGCAGUUAUGAACUUACCGUCCGAUGUCAGCACUGCAAGCUUGAUAAACAGAGGAGCUGACGACCAAGCUUUGCACAGUCAGAGCCACACAGAGGAGAAGCAUCUGUCCAUCUCUGGAGCAACCUUGGAGAUUCACACUCAGCCUACGGGGACAGAAGGCAGGGCUAAUCCUGACAGCAGCUUCUCUUCUGGGGAUGCUGGGAAGAAUAACAACCUCCUGCAACCAGAAGCAACAACGAACAGCAGCAAUGUGUCAGAAAUAGAAACAUUCUCCAAGGAGGGAGUAGAAGAACAAGCUGGGAGCCCAAUGGUAGACAAAUUAAUUUCAGCAGCCACAGUUCACUCAGCUUGUGUUUCAUCAAAGCAGGAUGACAUUACUGGAGGGAGCAGUUCUUUAGAGUUCAGUAGUCCUAGCACAGAAGACACUGCCACUGGAGAUGGAAUAACUGUUGAAAAAAGGGUUAUUAAUGCGGACAGCGAAACAGGUGAACUAGGACAACCUUCUGAGAUUGGUGCUGAUCAGAUAUGCUCAAGAGAGGGUCCGAGCAGGGCUCAGCAUCAAGCGGCAGUUGAAUUCAUUGCAAGUCUCUUAAACGGGGACCUGAAAGACAGUGAGAGUUUCCUGGCUCAUUUGGAGUUCCAGGAAGACACGUUUUCUGAAGAAGAAAUGUCACCAAGCCCAGGAGAGUCUGUCUUGGGGGAGAGUUUCCUUUCAUUGGAUGAAUUGGCAAAGAAGAUAGAGGUAGAAGAGGUGAGCCCUGUUGCUGGUUUGGUGUCCAUACUAAAGAAGCGUACUGACAGUGAGGGAGAGCAGACUUUUCAGUCUUCACAGAAACAGGCAAAGAGGAAAGUGCGGUUCGAAGAAACAGACGAUGCACUUGAACAAGAAGAAAUAGGCGGAGGCUCCUGCAUUUUGCUCAUAGCACUCUGCAUCGUAACAGUGUUCCUUAGCAUAGGUGGCACUGCCUUAUACUGCACAUUUGGAGACAUAGAUUCCUCCGUAUGUAAAGAUUUCGCUUCAAACAUGGACUUCUACUACACUCAGGCAGUACAAGGAAUGGAAGAAUUAAGGCAUUGGCUCUUUGUCACAUAGUGGACCGAACGUUGUCUGGCAAGCUUAUAGGGCUGCUUAAUACCACUAUAGCUUGAGUAAAACCAUGAUCGUGGAUUACAAUUUAACCUGCCGAACGAACUUCAAUUGUAUUUUCAAAUCUUAUAAAAGAAGAGUCUAUAGCUGAAUAUUUUAAAUGAAUAUAUAAAAAAAAAGACUAAGUGGCUAUAGUGGUGGGAAAACGGUACAGAGACAUCCCACUAAACCUACCACCAGUCCACCUACUGUUUUUACAACCUGCGGCAUUCAAUUUUCUGGUCAACUUUGUUUCUAUUGGGUAUUUCAAUGAAAAGCCUUCUAUGGAUAAGAAGUUCCAACGUGGAGGAUUUCUGUGUACAACAGCGUAUUGCGGCAUUCAGUUUUAAUGCAAUAAGACUGUGUGUGUGUUCUGUAAACUUGGACUCUUAACUUAUAUAUUUUUAAUGCUGUUUUUAUUUGUGUGUUCUGUCAUUUUUAAUUUCUAUUCAGCUGUGGUCAGAGCACUGAAACAGAGUCUGCUUGUCAUGACGUAAACCAUGAGAUUUCUAAACGUGUCACUUUUAUGUUUGAAUUAAUGCACCAUGCUUCCUUAUAUGUUCUGUGUUUUACUUUUUUUAGUGUUACUUUGCAGUAUGACAACACUGAAGCAACCUAUGAAGGAAACUUCCAUUUAGCCAAGCAUGCUGGUCCAUGGUGU